Molecule: messenger RNA, 1272 nt
Organism: Sesamum indicum (sesame)
Lineage: Eukaryota; Viridiplantae; Streptophyta; Magnoliopsida; Lamiales; Pedaliaceae
Product: 29 kDa ribonucleoprotein A, chloroplastic
Biological process (GO): chloroplast rRNA processing
Cellular component (GO): chloroplast thylakoid membrane
Molecular function (GO): mRNA binding
Source: RefSeq, a predicted model, not a curated record
UCCACAAAUAUCUCUUCCGUCUAUUAAACUCUUCUCCGAAACCCCAUUUCAAGAAGAGAGAGACCUUCAAACUCAAAGGCCUUAUCCUCUACACACCGUAGCAAUGGCUGCUUCACUCCAUUUCCUCUCCCUCACUCCUCAAACCCUCUCCCUCCACCAUUCUUCCUCCUCCUCCGCUUCCUCUGCUUCUCUCUUCACUCCCUCUUCUCUCAAACCUCUGCCUAAACUCGUCCUUCCGCUUUCCACUGUCAAUACUUAUGCACACCGCACAUCCAGGUUCGUCAGCAACGUUGCGGUUUCAUCUGAGUUGGAUGAAGAGGUGGAAGACGAAAGCCUCGAUUUUUCUGGCUCUGAGGAGCCGCGUUUCUCGCCCGACUUAAAACUUUUUGUUGGGAAUUUGCCUUUUAGUGUUGACAGUGCUGGGCUUGCUGGACUGUUUGAACAAGCCGGAAAUGUUCAGAUGGUUGAGGUUAUCUAUGACAAGAUGUCAGGACGAAGUAGAGGCUUUGGUUUCGUGACUAUGUCUACAAUCGAGGAAGUGGAAGCUGCUGCCGAAAAGUUCAAUGGAUAUGAACUCGAGGGCAGAGUUUUAAGGGUAAAUUCUGGGCCACCUCCUUCUAAGCGGGAAAAUUCUCCAUUCCGAGGAGGACCCAGAGGAGGGACAAAUUCGGAUAACACCAACAGAGUUUAUGUGGGUAACCUCGCCUGGGGGGUUGACAAUCUUGCACUUGAGACCUUGUUUAGUGAGCAAGGAAAUGUUAAGGAAGCAAGGGUGGUUUAUGACAGGGAAAGUGGUAGAUCGAGGGGUUUUGGUUUUGUAACAUACAGUUGUGCUGAAGAGGUCAACAAUGCCAUUGAAUCAUUGGAUGGUGUUGACCUUAACGGCAGACCUAUUCGAGUUAGCCCUGCUGAGGCCCGUCCAAGGCGUGAAUAUUAAUGACUGAAUCUGUCAAGAUCUUCCAAAUGGCAUAUAUUCAGGAGAUAUAUCAAGAGUUACAGCAUAAACGGCCCUGUGAGCUGUGAGGCGAUCCUUGAUAUGAGAUGGAAGAACUUGCACCUUCCACCUUGCACUUGCUGCAACUCUGCAUUUUGAUGCUCGCGUCUGGACUAGACCAUGGAUUUGAUUCCUUUCAUCCAUGCUAAAACUCCUGUUGUGGAAGUGUAUGAACUUUGCAAUGUAUGCUCCGAAUGUUUAUCUGAAAAUUGAAAUUCUGUAAUACCCCAUUUGGAAGAAUAUUAGUUUUUUGGAUUAUUGAGCUUUGCAGUGUGAAA